CUGAACUCCAUUUCGAUGGCACAUCUGCAGUCAUCAUGGAUUGUUAUGAAGUCUGGAAGCAGCGAGGAGAAGUCGCUACUGCAGACAUGUAGACUAACGCUAGGAAAAAUAGCAGGUCUGAAAAUGUGUUGAUCCAUCAAACUGUAGCAAAGCGGUAGAAGGUGCGCCUACCGUCACGGUGCUCCCCAGCCGGUGUGUCUGCUGCCAUGGAGGUGGGCAGCCUCCCCGUGGAGCUGUGGAGGGUUAUCUUGGCCUACCUCCCUCUCCCUGACCUGGGCCGCUGCUGCCAGGUGUGCCGUGCCUGGCGGGAGCUCAUCCUCUCUCUGGAUAACACCCGCUGGAGACAACUCUGCCUCGGUUGCCCUGAGUGCCGUCAUCCCAACUGGCCCAGUCAGCCCCAUCUGGAGCCCCCAUCCUGGAGGGAGGCCCUGAAGCAGCACGCCCUGGCCACCCGCACCUGGACUCAAAAUGGGCCAGAGCUCCAGUCUUCUGCCUGCCUCCUCUUUUUCCGCCGUCGAAAAGACCGUAGGGUUUGGCAUGUGGGUCCUGGAUGCGAGUUUGAGACCCUACGUGGGGCCCUCGGGGUGGUGGGGCCAUAUGACCGUGUGGUUCUCCAUCCAGGGGUAUAUGAGGAGCAGGCUGAGGUAGCGCUGAAGGUGCCUGUGGAGCUGGUUGGGCUGGGCCGAUUGGGCGAGGUGUCCCUCCUGGUGUGUAUGGAGCAGCAGUGUCCUACUGCCAGGCUGUGUAAUCUGGUGUUCAUGCCACCCUGGUUCUCCACUGUGGUCUACAAGACAUCAUGGGGUCACGUCCAGCUAGAUAACUGCAACUUUGAGGGGGCUCAGUUGCAAAUCCGUGGCCCAGGAACCUGCCAGGCUCGCUUCUGCUCCUUCUCACAGGGAAGCUCAGCCCACUUGCUGGGUGUUGUCCUCAGUUUAUUGGACAGCUGUGACUUCUCAGGAAGUGACACAGCCUCAGUGACUGUGGAAGGUCCUCCAGUGUUAGAACGGAACUGGGCUUGUAAACACUUGGCUGGCCUGGCUAGGACGUUCCCAUCAUGUGGCAUGUCUGGGAAUAACGGUAGCUCUCCCAGAGGCCAACUGACUGGCUCCACUGGUGGGCAUCAACCUUCAGGGAAUAAUGUCAAAAAGGAACAUGUGAGCAUAGAGGACUGGCAGAAGAGGACUGGGGUAGAUGCAGUGUGUCAGGGCACAGUGAUUGAAGAUGGCUGGAGUGAUGGUGAACACAGCGAGGGAGAGGAGGAGAGCCGAGACGGUGAAAAAACCAACACCAAACACCCAUUUAUAAUGGAUUACAAAAUCCCAUGUGACAAUCAUGGCCUAUCCCAUUUGCUCAAGCCCCGGGCAGAUGGCUCUCUGCCACUGGCCUCCUCCCCAGAUCCCCCACCUGUGACCCCUGAACCCCUCACCCUUCAGCAGGAACUAGAGAGGGACCCAGAAGCUCAGAUGUUGGCAGCGUCCACACUCGGCUGCAUCCUCAGACGCUGCCUCUUCAGGGAAGGGAAGGGAGGCGUGCAUUUGUCUAACUAUGGACAAGCUCGGCUGGAAGGCAAUGUCUUCCGUGGGCUGAACUACGCCGUCCGCUGCAUCCAGAACUCCACAAUAGUGAUGCUGAGAAAUGAGGUGUGCGAGUGCCGUGCGUCAGGUGUGUUCCUGCGUCUCUCCGCUCAGGGCCUCAUCGCAGAAAACAACAUCCACUCGAACGGAGAGGCGGGGCUGGAUAUCCGAAAAGGGGCCAACCCCAUAAUUGUGUGCAACAAAAUACAUAGUGGUUUGCGUUCUGGGGUUGUUGUCCUUGGUAACGGGAAAGGUUCAAUUCGGAGCAACCAGAUCUAUAACAACAAAGAAGCGGGUGUGUAUAUUCUCUUCAGCGGGAAUCCUGUGGUCAGUGGGAAUCACAUCUUCCAGGGCCAGGCAGCAGGGAUUGCAAUAAAUGAGAAUGGCAGAGGGAUGAUAACAGAGAAUGUGAUCAAAGAGAACCAGUGGGGGGGUGUAGAUAUCCGCAGAGGAGGUGACCCCAUCUUGAGGAACAACUACAUCUGUUAUGGCUUCUCAGACGGUGUGGUGGUGGGAGAGAGAGGACGCGGCCUUAUUGAGGGAAACCAUGUCUACUGUAACAAAGGCUGUGGUGUGUGGGUUAUGUCGUCUAGCCUCCCACAACUCCUGGGAAACUACAUCACCCAUAACUGUAUGUAUGGGUUGGCAGUGUUCUGCAGGAAAGACCCGGAGAACAUCGAGGCGAGGGAGGGGAACUGGCCAGGGCAGGAAGGGAUCGGUGGAGAAGGAGGGAGCGGGGAAAGGAGAGGAGUAGAAGGAGAAGGAAGAGAAGGGCAGGAGAACUUGAACGAAGAGGGGGAAUUGUUUGCGUGGGAGAGCGAUCUGGACAGCGAGGAUGAGCGACACUCUGCCCGUCGCUCCAUUAGUGUGGCCCUGGUGGAGAGCAACUGCAUGAGUUACAAUGGAGCGGUUGGUCUGUACGUGAAGAGCAGUGAGCCCCUGAAUGUUUUUGCUAACCUUGUAAACAGCAACCGUGGCACUGGAAUUGCUGUGCUGCAGAGCAGUCAGCUGACCCGACUGGUUACAAACUGCAUACUUGAAAAUGUUCGAGGUGGUGUUACGGUGGAGAAAGACUGCCGUGUGGAGCUUCGCGGUAACGGCAUCUAUGAAAACAGUGGCCAUGGCGUCGGUUUCAGUGGCAACGGGCAGAUUGUGGAGAAUGACGUGGUAGGAAACCGGGGAUAUGGGAUCCAAGUCUCGGGCAAUGCUGACAUCAAGGUACUGCGCAACCGUGUCCAACCAGCACAGGGCUGUGGCAUUGCUGUUCUCGGGCCAGUAAAAGGAGUUGUCCAUGACAAUCUCUUGUUCCAGGGCCAUCCUGGAAACAAAAAAACACUGCUGCAUAUGGAUCCUGGCAAUGAUAGCUGUGUGUUGCGCAACAACAGUAUUCUAAGGCAUAAUAACAGCUGUACAUCCGCUCCUCCCUGGGUUUUGGAAAACCCUCCUCCUCGUCCACUGGCCAGCUCCCCCUCUGGCCUGUCGUCAUCCCGGUAUCCCUCCCGACUUGGAAUUUCCAUGACAACCAGGAUCAGCGCCACUGUGGAGAGUGGUUGCCACAGUGGCAGCAUGUUCUGCUCCAUCCUGUGAAUACUGGCAAGCACUUAUAAACCAACAUGAAUGACUUUAUCAACAUGAAUGACUUUACCAAGAGGUCAGCAUUUGAUCACUUCUGAAUUGGUGUGUUAUUAUAAAUUUGGAGCACUCUAGACCUCCUCAGAGAAGACCCUCCAAAGUGAUGCCCUGUUGUUGGCGUGGAGUAACCACCAAGUAGUAAGAGGCUGCACCAUGUAUAACCACUAAAGGGGCCGACCACCUUCUCGAACAUUGGUGGCACAACAUUUUGUAAAUCUGAAAUCAGACUUUUGUAAUUUUAAGAUAGAAUGCCAAUGCUUUCAUCAAAUGUGGACUCAUGAUGUGAAGCAGGAGUGCAAGACGAGCAUUGUUACCAUCCUACAUCUGAAACAACCGUUUCCAUAAUGAAGCUUUAACUUCAAAAAUCACGUUCUCUUAUAAAUGCAGAUUUCAUAUUCAUGUACAGGACUGCUGUAGACUUUGUUGGUUUUUGUCAGUUUGUUUCUGAGACUUACUGGUUAGGAAGUGCACAUUUAUAAGUCCUAGCAGGAGUCAGAGGCAUCAGAGAUGCCAGCUUAAAUCAUGCUACAAAGUAAAGCUGUGCCUUGUAUGACUUUUUAAUCAACCAGUGAUUGUAGCUAGGGGGGGGAGUUGUCAUAGUGUGAGGUGUAUAUGCAAAAAAAUUGAAAAAACAAAGCCAAACUUAAGUUUCUGCCUCUUGCACAGAGCUGUUGUUUCCUGGUGAGUCUGUUUCUGUAUCAUGCCCUCCAUGUUGUUUUUAAUGUUUUGCAUUUCAGCUACAUGAAAUUCAGAGGAAGGAAAAUGUAUCAUUCCAGAUGUAUCAACACGCUGCACAGUAACACUCAACCACAGACUCACCUGGUAACAGCCAGUUAAGGAAGGAAAAAGAUGUUAAGUGUGCAAUAUGUGAUGUCUACAAAGGUGCCUAUACGUUUUAUCUAAG
This is a messenger RNA of Seriola dumerili (greater amberjack), 4110 nucleotides long. RefSeq names its product F-box protein 10 (gene fbxo10). Gene Ontology annotation, molecular function: protein binding. The record is from RefSeq and is a predicted model, not a curated record. Bases 207 to 3161 code for a protein of 984 amino acids. The transcript has 11 exons. Gene Ontology annotation, biological process: regulation of apoptotic process; ubiquitin-dependent protein catabolic process; protein ubiquitination. NCBI's taxonomy places the organism in Eukaryota, Metazoa, Chordata, Actinopteri, Carangiformes, Carangidae.